AUGCCUCUUACACCACUAGUAAUUAGUGCAACAACGAAUAACAAUAAUAAUUCAACAUCGCCAAAUCUUCCUCCCUCUUCAAAUUCUACGAUACCCUCUGCAUCAGUGCUGAUAUCGGCAAGUAAUCAAACUGGAGUAAGAAGAAAUACAACAAAUAAUAAUAAUACUACUUAUGGAUCUGCUUCGGCAACAGUAAUUGGAGUUGGAAGAAGUCUGCAAUCAAGAGGAGGAAAACAAAAUGUAAUGAUUCCACUCGGAACAAUGGGAAAUACACCAACAACUGUACAUAAUUAUCAAACUCCAAGAAAGGACGAUCCUGUUAUUAAUAAUUCAAAUUUUGAAAACUCUCCAAUAUCAUCCAAUCAUUCAAAUUCUCAUAGUAAGGAGUAUGAACAAGUGAAUCAAGUUUUUGAUGGUUUAUCAUCAAGUAUUCAUCAAUUGUAUCAUCAAUUAAAACAAACACAGGAAAGUAUUAGGAAAAUAUCCGAGAGCCAACCUUCCUCUUUGAAUAAUUCUUUCAAUACAAGUGUUGGAGAGGCUAGUAUUAUUGAUCCUAAUUCAUAUUCAUCACCAAGUGUUGGACGUUACCACAAUCAAUAUAAUUCAUCUAUGGAAGAAGCAUUAGAAAGUAGUGCUAUUAUUCGUAAUGAUGAUUCUAUUGUACUUUCCGAUGCAGAUGAAAUUAUUUCUCUCGAAAAUACUUUGGGAAAUACAACCACUACAAAUACUACAUCAUCAAUCAAUACUGGAUCAAUGCUCAAUUUGGAACCAUUUCUUCAUCAAACAGUUAGCACCUCCAUGUUACAAGAUUCUUCUGUUUUUCAUGAUUUGAAAUCUGAAUUGGAUUUUAAAAAUGAGGAAAAUCUAACUCUCAAAUUAAGAAUUGAACAAUUAACAAAUCUAAUUUCAACUCUCGAAGAACGAGCCAAUUCAAGUAUAAAUCUUAUUGAACCUGCUAAACAGACUAACUAUAUCCCAAAGAGUGAAGGUAGUGCAGAGCAGAUCAAACAAUUGAAAGAACAAUUGGCUAUUCAACAGGAAAUUAAUAGAAUGCAAAAUAGCAAGAUUGAAAAUUAUGAAUCUGCAAUUCAAAUCAUUCUCACAAGAUCUCAUGAUAAGAUUCAAGAUAUUACUCAAGAAAAUUCCAGAAUGACUGAAUUACUCCAACAAGAGAAUGGUACUCUUCAAGCAAUCAAUAAUAAGCUUUUAUUGCAAAACACCAUACUCAAGUCUAAGUUAUUGGAAAUGAUACAAGUAAUGAGAGAUGCAGCUAGAGAAAGAGAUUUGGAACUCAUCAAUUAUGAGUCACUGUUAAAUGCUAACAUUAAGGAACGAGACGUACUCGUUGAGCUAUUAAAUAUUGGAAAACAAUAUGGAAAUAUUCAAGAAUAAAUUGUACAUUAGAGUUUUGUAAACAAUU
This is a messenger RNA of Naegleria gruberi, 1420 nucleotides long. RefSeq lists its product as uncharacterized. The transcript has a single exon. The record is from RefSeq and is a predicted model, not a curated record. Bases 1 to 1392 code for a protein of 463 amino acids. NCBI's taxonomy places the organism in Eukaryota, Heterolobosea, Eutetramitea, Acrasida, Naegleriidae.